GGAACAGUGGUUUGUCCUGCAAUUAAUAAACCUCAACGAUGCUGUAUGUGAAUUUAUUCGCACUUCUGCUGACGCAGCAGCUGUUGGCAAGCAUAGAAUCCGCCGUCAUACCUGUUUUGGACAAUGUGACGAGAAAUUCCUCUGGUGUCGGGAUGUCAUUCGAGGAAGAAAUGGUGGAUACCUAUGCAACCUCUCUGGGCUAUGGCUAUAAUGAUUCCGUGAUGAUGCUACCUUGGCCCGAGACUAUUUCGGUGAACGAAUACUACAAUGAGACCCAAACGCAAGCAGAAAAACAGUUAUUCCACACACUUACAAAUGAGACUGAACCUUUAACUACGUCCUCCUCCGAGGAAGUCCUAUCCGAGUCGGCCUACGAGACAACGAACAAUGGCACUGAGGAUGAGGAUUCCUUGGUUAACGAAGAAGAUCAGACGGAGCAGCUGACCGAAGUAACUGAAUUACAAUCGUCUCUGACUAGGAAUAUUUCCGUUUCCGAGGAUUCCAGUUACGAGUCCUCCACGAAUUCAGCACAAAACCAGACUGAACAUCUGACUACGUCGUUCGAGGAGGAACGCCUAUCCGAGUCGGCCUACGAGACAAAGAACAACGGCUCUGAUGAUGGGAUUUCCCUGUUGAAAGAAAACCAGGUAUGGUUUCACCACUGCGCUACCAUCCGUACGGCUUCACCAUUAUACGCAUCAACGCUCUAUUCGAAAUCGGAGUGUGUGGUAGUUUCUAUGUGCUCAGGUGUCCUUGCUUUUAUAGAAAUGAAAUUACGUGAUCCUAGCUAA
Molecule: messenger RNA, 791 nt
Organism: Dicrocoelium dendriticum
Lineage: Eukaryota; Metazoa; Platyhelminthes; Trematoda; Plagiorchiida; Dicrocoeliidae
Source: the annotation of a GenBank genome assembly